GCGAGCUGUCAGUCCAGUCGGCGAGAGAACGCUGAGAGACAGAAAGUCCCGAGUCUGCAGUGAGGAGGAACCAGUUGCUCAGCUUUCUGCCGCCUCCACACGGACUGAAACAACCAGAAACACUUUAGGACAGACUCUCAUUCGUCUGACGGAACCAUGGCUGAUGUUGUAAAUUUAAUCGACUCGUCCAACGAGGACGUGGCGAACAGGUUCGCCCGUAAAGGCGCGCUGAGGCAGAAAAACGUCCACGAAGUGAAGAACCAUAAAUUCAUAGCUCGGUUCUUCAAGCAGCCGACUUUCUGCAGCCACUGCACCGACUUCAUCUGGGGGUUUGGAAAACAAGGAUUCCAGUGCCAAGUUUGCUGUUUUGUGGUCCACAAGCGGUGCCAUGAAUUUGUCACGUUUUCCUGCCCAGGAGCAGAUAAGGGACCCGACACAGACGACCCCCGGACAAAGCAUAAGUUUAAGAUCCAUACUUAUGGGAGCCCUACCUUCUGUGACCACUGUGGCUCACUGCUGUAUGGACUCAUCCAUCAGGGCAUGAAGUGUGACUCCUGCGACAUGAACGUCCACAAGCAGUGUGUUAUGAAUGUGCCCAGCUUGUGUGGAACCGACCACACCGAAAGAAGGGGCCGCGUUUAUCUCAAGUGUGAAGUCAACGGGGACAAGCUGCAGGUCACAGUGGGUGAAGGCAGAAACCUGAUUCCCAUGGACCCCAACGGCCUGUCUGAUCCGUACGUCAAACUCAAGCUCAUACCAGACCCGAAAAACGAGACUAAGAAGAAGACCAAAACCAUCCGUGCUAACCUCAACCCCAAAUGGAAUGAGACUUUUACUUUCAAGCUGAAGCCCACUGAUAAAGACCGUAGGCUGUCAGUGGAGGUGUGGGACUGGGACCGCACCACGAGGAAUGACUUCAUGGGGUCUCUUUCAUUCGGCGUUUCAGAACUAAUGAAGGCAUCAGUCUCUGGCUGGUAUAAACUUUUGUGCCAGGAGGAGGGUGAAUACUAUAAUGUUCCUAUCUCAGAGGAUGAUGAUGGGAAUGAGGAGCUGAGGCAGAAGUUUGAGGACUGCCAAAUUAACUUUAAUCUAAAGAAAGCCAAGCUAGGCCCAGGUAAGAAGGUGAUCAGUGAGACAGAUGGCAGCCCAUCCAGCUACCGGCCAUCCAACAGCCUGAACCAGGUCAAACUUAGCGACUUCAACUUCCUGGCUGUGCUGGGUAAAGGCAGCUUUGGCAAGGUUAUGCUGGCAGAGAUGAAAACCAUUGAGGAACUCUAUGCAGUAAAGAUCCUGAAGAAAGACGUAGUGAUCCAAGAUGAUGAUGUAGAAUGUACCAUGGUGGAGAAGAGAGUCCUGGCCCAACAAGACAAACCACCCUUCCUCACAUAUCUCCACUCUUGCUUCCAGACUGUGGACCGUCUGUACUUUGUCAUGGAGUAUGUGAAUGGGGGAGAUCUCAUGUACCAUAUCCAGCAAGUCGGAAAAUUUAAAGAGCCUCAGGCAGUGUUCUAUGCAGCAGAGAUCGCUGUUGGUCUCUUCUUCCUGCACAGUAAAGGGAUCAUUUACAGGGAUCUGAAGUUGGACAAUGUGAUGCUGGACUCUGAAGGACACAUUAAGAUUGCUGACUUUGGCAUGUGUAAAGAGAACAUGUUUGACGGAGUGACAACACGCACGUUUUGUGGAACUCCAGACUACAUAGCUCCAGAGAUCAUAGCAUAUCAACCGUACGGGCUGUCUGUGGACUGGUGGGCAUAUGGAGUGCUGCUUUACGAAAUGCUCGCUGGACAGCCUCCAUUUGAUGGAGAGGAUGAAGAUGAGCUGUUCCAGUCAAUCAUGGAACACAAUGUGUCUUACCCCAAGUCCUUGUCCAAAGAAGCAGUCUCUAUCUGCAAAGGGCUGAUGACCAAGCACCCAUCCAAACGUCUGGGCUGUGGCCUGGAGGGAGAAAGGGACAUCAGAGAAAACGCUUUCUUCAGACGCAUAGACUGGGACCGCCUCCAGAACAGGGAGAUACAGCCCCCCUUCAAGCCCAAAGUGUGUGGCAAAGGAGCAGAGAACUUUGACAAGUUCUUUACCCGCACGCAGCCCCAGCUCACGCCUCCAGAUGAGCUGGUUAUUGCCAACAUCGACCAGAAUGAGUUUGCUGGGUUUUCUUUCAUCAACCCACAGUUUGUACAUCCAUCAAUCAUCGACAGCCAAUGAGGAGGAUUUAGGGAGGGGGAGGUGCACGGUCCCUGCACACCCUCUCCACUCACUGCCACACUUAAACCAACUGCCAGUCCAACAUCUGACUGAGUCCUGAUCAAGACCCACACUAAACUAAACUUGUAUGAAAUGUCUUAGUUCAUGAGCAGCGUUCUCGGGCAUGUGUGUUAAUUUUUUGCCAGUAUGGAUUUUAUAGAUCCAGUUGUUCCUUUCCCCUACAGCUUAUAUCGACUAUUUACAGUAAGUACGAGCACCAAGACAAAAAACGCCAUUAGAUAUGUGUUAAGAUAUGAUGAAGUGGAAAUUUUGUAAUUUUUUUGUCCAUAAGUGAUGUAAGCAGGAGAAUAUUUAGGUCGUCUUGAAAAAAUGGGAUUUAAUGCAUUUAUUCAAAAGUUUUAGAAAUUAGUGCAAGUAUUGAUGUUUACACAUCUUCAGUGAUGCAUAUGGUUGUUGGUUACUCAAACAUCUAUGUGGGUCGUUCAGGCUACAUAGAUUUUAUGUGGUGACCUAAAAAACACACAUUUAAGGCUUUGUAGAUGCUAUAGCCAAAUACGUAGGAUACAUGGUUCAAGUGUUGGAAAUAGGCAUCUCGUGGUUCCAGGUUUCCUCUCACUAUUAUAUACUUCCCCUUCAUGAUGUAAAAUUCUAUUUAACCAAAAUUUGAUAAUGCACAGUCUCAAAUUCUAUGUAAAAACAGCUACAGAAAUCACUCAUCACUGUAACGAACUAGCUGUAAAGUGCUCAGAGAGCCCAGCGGCACUACGCCCACAUUUCAAAACAAGUAUGUAGAGAAAAUCUUACAGAGGCUUUUAAAAUAGUCACAUGCACAAACAUUAAAAUAUCUCAACUCAUUUUCAUUUGAGCAGAAAAACAACAUUUGUUCUAGAUUUUGUGGCUGUAAAUUUGACCUUGACC
Messenger RNA from Thalassophryne amazonica, 3120 nucleotides. RefSeq names its product protein kinase C, alpha, a (gene prkcaa). The coding region runs from base 157 to 2202 and encodes 681 amino acids. Gene Ontology annotation, molecular function: zinc ion binding; diacylglycerol-dependent serine/threonine kinase activity; ATP binding. The transcript is spliced from 18 exons. Lineage: Eukaryota; Metazoa; Chordata; Actinopteri; Batrachoidiformes; Batrachoididae. The record is from RefSeq and is a predicted model, not a curated record. Gene Ontology annotation, biological process: protein phosphorylation.